AUGAAGAAAGAGAUACGAGCUCUUGAAGAAAAUGACACAUGGACCCUAGUUGAUCUUUCGAAUGGAAAACGUGUUGUCGAUUCAAAAUGGGUUUAUAAAAUAAAAUAUAAAUCAAAUGGAGAGGUGGAGCGGUUCAAAGCUCAUCUCUUUGCAAAGGGGUUUACACAAAUGGAGGGGGUUGAUUACCACGACACGUUCGCCCCGGUCACAAAGUUGGUUACUGUUAGAACACUUCUGGUCGUAGCUGUUAAGAAAAGAUGGAUCAUUAACCAACUAGAUGUCAAUAAUGCCUUUCUGCAUGGGGAUCUAAACGAAGAAGUUUACAUGAAGUUGCCACAAGUGCAAAACAAAUUACUCCCUUUUCAUCUUCAAGAAGGAUGCGUGUUUCGUGGCAGCACUAUCUAUGUGGACGAUGUCAUCAUGGUAGGGAAUGACGUAAAAAAAAUACAACAUACUAAAGAGGAACUUGACAAAUGUUUUUGCAUCAAAGAUUUAGGCGCUCUAAAAUACUUUCUUGGUAUAGAAGUUGCUCGUACUCCUGAAGGCCUCGUUCUAAGCCAAAGAAAGUAUAUUCUGGAUAUCCUUGAAGAUUGUGGGCAUCAAGGGUGUAAACCAAGCCCGUUCCCUUUCGAGCAGAAUUUGAUAUUAGAUAAAAAGGAUGAAGAAUCCAAAGUUGAUGCUAGUCGAUACCACUACUUGGUAGGCCGUCUCCUCUACUUACAAGCCACUAGACCCGACAUUGCUUAUUCGGUAAAUGUGCUAAGCCAAUUUACGGCUGAUCCGAGACAAAGUCACAUGGAUGCAGCACACCAAGUGUUACGGUAUCUAAAGGGAACAGCUGGGCAAGGAAUUCUUUUACCUCGAGAUGGUGGUUGUAAUCUCACCGCAUACUGCGACUCUAAUUGGCUUGGCUGCCUUAUUACCAGAAGAUCUAGAACGGGAUACCUUCUCCUUCUUAGAGGAGCACCCAUUUCAUGGAAGACAAAGAAACAAAAUGUGGUAUCACGUUCCUCUGCCGAAGCAGAAUACAGGUCCAUGGCCUCCACGAUGAGUGAAAUUUUAUGGAUGCGGUGGCUUCACAAGGGGCUAAACAUCGACUUCACUAAACCAACUCCUCUUUUUUGUGACAAUCAGGCGGCCAGACACAUCGCUAAUAACCCUGUUUUCCAUGAACGAACCAAGCAUGUAGAGAUGGAUUGCUAUUUCGUUCGGGAGAAAGUUGAGUCUCAAGAAGUAUAG
Cynara cardunculus var. scolymus (artichoke) is the source of this 1239-nucleotide messenger RNA. RefSeq lists its product as uncharacterized. The record is from RefSeq and is a predicted model, not a curated record. Lineage: Eukaryota; Viridiplantae; Streptophyta; Magnoliopsida; Asterales; Asteraceae. The transcript has 2 exons. The coding region runs from base 1 to 1239 and encodes 412 amino acids.